Molecule: messenger RNA, 2072 nt
Organism: Gadus morhua (Atlantic cod)
Lineage: Eukaryota; Metazoa; Chordata; Actinopteri; Gadiformes; Gadidae
Gene: fam131aa
Product: family with sequence similarity 131 member Aa
Exons: 5
Coding region: 344-1309 (321 amino acids)
Source: RefSeq, a predicted model, not a curated record
GCCUGGUGGCGUAGACACCAUCAGCCUCUCUCACCCCUCCCGGUCUCCGCCGUCCUAACCGUUUUCCCCGGCUUAGCGGGGCUUUAGCGUCUGCGCGGAAAAAUGUAGGACAUGGCAGUUAGCUCGUGUCUUAAACCAGUAAAGCCGCCACACUGUUGGGGUCCGCGGUGUCGGUCGCCCGCGUCGGUGUUACCUCUCUGUCCCCGCGAUGCGCUGGUCAUCCAGGAGUAGGCAGAGAAGGCGCCACCGACAGGAGGAGGUGGGUCGGCAUCAGGCGGGAACCCUUUUGGGGGGAGAUGCCAUUUGAUAGAGAUGGGACAGACAGAGUUUAGAGGGGAUUGAAAUGAUUCCAAAGUCAGGAAAGUCUCCAGCAGAAUCCAGGAAAGCGGUCGGCAUCCAUGAGUUUGCCGCUCUCGCCCGGUCGUCUCUGAACGGCAUCUCUCAGGCCAUGAGGGACCAUGUGACCAAGCCCACAUCGCUGGCCCAGGGACGGGUGGCCCACCUCAUCGAGUGGAAGGGCUGGCCGAGACCCUCGGACCCUCCCCCCUCCACCCUGUCCCACUUCAGCUCCUACUGUCAUCUGAGCGAGGGGGAGAAGGAAGCCCGAUUUGCUGCAGGUGUAGCGGAGCAGUUUGCCAUCGCCGAGGCCAAGUUGCGGGCCUGGGCGUCCGUGGACGACGACGAGGAAGAGGAGGACUUCAACGACGAGGACGCCCAGUACGAUGAACCGGAUCAGACGUUCCCCAGACAGGACACCUCAGACUUCGCCUCGUUCGGCCUGGAUUCCGGAGUCCCACGACAGGCUGUGAUUGACGGCGGCGAAGCCCCGCCCCCCUUUGCAUGCGCCGGUUCGAGCCGCGACCCACCGCCGGCCGCCCCCAGUGACCCGUGUUCCGCCCUGACCCUCUCCCCUGCUCUGCCCGACGACAGCACUAGGGAGGAGGAGGGGGAGGAGGGGGAAAAAGAGGAGAUGCACGGCGGCUCUGUGAAGCAGAAGGAGGUGGCCCUUCAGCACGGCGACGCCUACCUGGCCCACAAGGAGGAGUGGCCUCGCAGGAGCAGCAGGUUUGACUCCUGCUACUCCACCUCCCACUCAGAGUCCCCAGGAGAAGAGGAGGAGGAUGAAGAGGAGGAGGAGGAGGAUGGAGGGGUGUUCCACGCGGUCAGGGUGUGGCGCUGCCACCCCAAAGGGUUCUUCUCUGACCGCGCCUCCUCGGGCGUGGCCUCCUUUGACGAGGAGCAGGAGGAGGUGGUGGAGGAGGUGGCCGAGAUGGAGAGAAAGUGGAAGGAAAAGGAGCAUUUGAUGUGAUGUCAUUGGUCCCUUAAUCGUCGUAUAAGCUAUUUUGCUGUUUACCUGUAAAAAAAAAUAAAAUAAAAGAGGCUCCAUCGCGUUGGGCCACUGUAUCUUCCCCUUCCCUCUCAAGGCUUAGUUAUGGUUCUACGUCGACGCAGAGCAAGCGGGUUUACGGACCCCAUUACGUCCUUGCGGACCCUCCUUGCGUUCACCUCAAGGGCCUGACGUGCGCCUCCCAAAAACGUCAACCUUGUGUCGAGGCGACCCAGCGGCGAGGGCUGUGAUUGGGCAGGCUCACUAAAACCCGACGCAGAACCAACGCCGGUUCACGACUGCGUCGAAGCGUCUGCGUGGCCAUUGCGUUGCGUCGAGGUGGAACCAUAACUGCACCUUAACCCUUUGCCAUGUCCCACUGAUCUUAAAUUUUAACCUCUCCCCCCCCCCCCCCCCUCUGGUGCCCUUGUUGGGUCAUUGGUCAUUGGGUCUCUCACCCCCUUAGUUGAUUGCACCAUAUAUAUAUGUAUCUAUAUAUAUGAAUUUAUAUAUAUGUAUGUAUAUAUGUGUGUGUGUAUGUAUAUGUUGGUGAGUGGAACCAGGAUGUAAAACUGUCAUUCAUACUCUGGGUUUUGUACAUUUUUGUGAAGAGUUUGUGUGUUGCUAUUGCAUUGUUUUUUUAUGGAACUUUUGUAGUGUGCAGGGGUUACACACGAUGCGUACGUAUUGCUAUGUGCAAUGAAAAAUAAUCUUAUAUGAAAAAAUAAAAAAUAAAGUACAUGAA